Molecule: messenger RNA, 8489 nt
Organism: Alligator mississippiensis (American alligator)
Lineage: Eukaryota; Metazoa; Chordata; Crocodylia; Alligatoridae
Gene: TRAF2
Product: TNF receptor associated factor 2
Exons: 11
Coding region: 519-2180 (553 amino acids)
Biological process (GO): regulation of apoptotic process; tumor necrosis factor-mediated signaling pathway; positive regulation of JNK cascade
Cellular component (GO): cytosol; plasma membrane signaling receptor complex; cytoplasmic side of plasma membrane
Molecular function (GO): ubiquitin protein ligase binding; ubiquitin-protein transferase activity; zinc ion binding
Source: RefSeq, a predicted model, not a curated record
GGACUCAGGUCCGCCCCGGCUCGCCCAGUGCUGGCAAGCAGGAGCCGCGGGGCCAGGGCAGGGCAGGCCUCGGCGGCUUCGCCUCUUGUCCGGCGGCGCGGACCCGGUACGAGCCCGGGCAGGACUGGGAGGAGCGGGCGGCUCCAGCGCUGGGUCCCCAGCGGCUGCCCUGGCUGCUCCCCUGCUCCUCAGCCUGCCGGCUCGGGGCCCUGGGCACGGCCAGCUCUUGGGUUUCACCCCGCUUUUGAUUUUUGUUUUUCUCUUCUUUUCCUGUUGCCAAGAGCUGGGGGGUUUCUCACGCGAGCCCCUGGCAGCGCUCGCCUUGCACCAGCAGGCUACGACCUAUUCCCCCGGCGGUUUUGGUGCUCUUGCAAGGACCUCAAGCUGCCCAGCUGAGCGUGGCUGGCACAGCAGGGUUUGACCAGACUUCCUUCAAUCCACCACAUCUCUCUCUGUUGUUUGCUAGCCUCCUUGGUCUCUCAUUUCUUCGGUCGCUGCUUCUGUUUUAUAUUGUGGAGAUGUCUAGUACAGGCACUGUUUUGGCAACGCUUCAUCCAGCGCAGGAUUUCAAGGCACGCCUUGGGUUUUCGGUUCACAUGGCAGCAGCAAACUUGACUCCACCUGGUUCUUUGGAUUUAAACCAACCUGGUUUUUCAAAGGAGAUACUAGGGACUAAAUUGGAGGGCAAAUACCUCUGCUCAGAGUGCAAGAAUAUUCUGAGAAGGCCAUUUCAAGCUCAGUGUGGACACCGCUAUUGUUCUUACUGCCUGAAGAAAAUUAUCAGCUCGGGACCUCAGAAAUGUGCAGCCUGUAUUCAGGAAGGAAUCUAUGAAGAAGGAGUUUCCACUUUAGAAAUAAACUCAGCUUUUCCAGACAAUGCAGCUCGUCGAGAGGUGGAAAGUUUGCCGGCUGUCUGUAUUAAUGAUGGUUGCACGUGGAAGGGGACUAUUAAAGAAUAUGAGAGCUGCCAUGAAGGGAACUGCCCGUUCAUGCUGAUUGAGUGCCAGGCAUGUAAGGGAAUGAUCAAACUGAAUGACAAGGAGCGCCAUUCUGAACGGGAGUGCCCUGAGAGAAGCCUCAACUGCAAAUACUGCAAAUUGCUUUUCUACUUUCCUGACAUUAAGGCUCAUGAUGAGAUCUGCCCUAAAUUUCCACUGACUUGUGAGGGCUGUGGGAAAAAGAAGAUUCCAAGAGAGAAGUUUCAGGACCAUGUGAAGACUUGUGGCAAAUGUAAAGUGCCUUGCAGAUUUCAGGUUGUUGGCUGCGCUGACAUGGUGGAAAAUGAGAAGCUGCUGGAUCAUGAAGGCAAAUGUCUGGCAGAGCAUCUAUACAUGCUACUGAGUUUUGUGCUCAGCCUCAAGGCUGGCUCUGCGGACUUGAAGCACCUUCCUGCCCUUUUGUCACCUCAGGGCAACUCCGUGUUACUGACGGGCAACUCCCUGUGCUCGGAGUCAGAGCUCUCCAAAUCCCUGGAGUUGCUAGCAAGGUGUGAAUCCCUUGAGAGGAAAACAGUGACCUUUGAGAACAUUGUGUGUGUGCUGAACCGGGAAGUGGAGAGGGUCUCUCUGACAGCUGAAGCCUACAGUCGCCAGCACCGACUGGACCAGGAGAAGAUUGAAACGCUCAGUAACAAGGUUCGGCAACUGGAAAGGAGCAUUGGACUGAAGGAUCUGGCCUUGGCUGAUAUGGAGCAGAAGAUCCGUGACAUGGAAGCGUCAACUUAUGAUGGUGUUUUCAUCUGGAAGAUUACAGACUUUGCCAGGAAGCGUCAGGAAGCAAUAACAGGCCGCGCUCCUGCCAUCUUCUCCCCAGCUUUCUACACAAACAAGUAUGGCUAUAAGAUGUGUUUGCGUGUUUACCUUAAUGGCGAUGGCACUGGCCGUGGGACUCACCUGUCUCUGUUCUUUGUGGUGAUGAAAGGACCCAACGACGCACUCCUACGGUGGCCCUUCAACCAGAAGGUGACUCUAAUGCUGUUGGAUCAGAACAACAGGGAGCACAUUAUCGAUGCUUUCCGACCUGAUGUUACGUCCUCAUCCUUCCAGCGACCUGUCACCGAAAUGAACAUUGCCAGCGGCUGCCCACUAUUCUGCCCUGUCUCCAAGAUGGAAGCCAAGAAUUCCUACGUACGUGACGACGCCAUCUUUAUUAAAGCCAUUGUAGAUCUCACAGGCCUCUGAAACCUCCUUCCCUCCAGGAGCAGCGAACACAGAGCUGGCCCCAACUGGGGCUCAGCCUCCCUGUUCUAUCCUUCCAGCCUUAGGGCAGUGGGCAAGGGAUACAAGAGGAAAAGCCCCAUCCCCAGAGGACCUGCUCCGCUCUGAGUGGAAACAAGGUGUGUGAUGGGAACCCUUCCUUGAUGUCAGAAAGACCAGCUGCCGUAGUACAGAUCUUUCCUGAGAAGAGGUUCAGGUUGGCAUCCGUUAUCUCCGGGGAACUGGAAGAUUCCCACACAGGACUCGAUUCCUCAGCUCUGUCUGUACUCAGUUGAUACACAUUUUUGGUAUCCUGUGGUCUUCAGCCCACCCAGGGCCACCACCUUACGUGGCCCUUCAGCAAGAUCUUUCUUCCAGUCUUGUAGGAGAUCUCCACAUCCAAGGAAGUUGGUUUCUCUCUGGUGUUUUGCUUAAAGGGUUGUAUAGUUCUGUGCUGCUGGCUGAUUUGCUUGUCCACAUGAAGGUGCUGAGGGAAGACAGAUGACAUCUGCAGCAGGUGGAGGUGUGGACAUGUGUGAGCCCAGUGACAGGUGGGUUCUGGCUGAUGGAAGGGACUUGCUAACCAGUGUAACCUAGUCUCCUUGGGUCCUUGUGCCAUGUGUUGCUGCAGAGACGCACUGAAUAGUUUUAUUUCGGAGUGGAAGGGAGAAGGAGCUGGCCUCCACUUCUGUUUCGCAGAAGAACCCAGCCUGGACUUGAUCAGUAUUGAUCUGAGAAAGGGAAGGCAGUGUCAGCUGCUGCCCACCUUGUGCAGAGCAAGGGGGAAGCAUCAGCAUGUGACAGAAACUUCCUUCCUCUCCUUCUCAGGAGCUCUAGAGAACCUGCCCAGCCUGGGCUCUGGAGACCCUUGAUGUUUUAUUUUUCCUGACUUCGUGCAGAUCCUGGCUUAGCCCAGCAGGUGCUCUGGGUAUCCAGGCUGCUGUUCUGUAAUGAGAGGUAAUUGUUAAUUGUGAGAGAGCUGGGUUUACUGGGUCACCACCGAAAGGGUGUCAGGGCCUCUGGGAUUGGUUGGAAGGAAGGAUCAGUGUGGGCUUGUUAGCCAGUCCUUACUGAACUCAUACUCGGUCUUAGCCUGCAUGGUAGUUAGAAGGUGUGGUUUCAGUACAUGUAACUGGGUACAUCUAGCUUCUAGGUUCCCUAGUGGUGUAGUUGGAGCACUACAGCCUUCAGCACAGGCUGGACAAGCCUGCCUAGAAUCCUGGGUAUUUCCCAGACACCUAGAACUAGUGCUGCAGAGAUUUGCUACCUAUGCAAGCAGUCGAAGCCAGCGUGGAUACAUAUUCACUUACGGCUAUGGCCUGUCUGGUGGCAGAAUAGACAUAGCCUGGGUGUGUCCCACCCCAUAUCCCUGGCAAGGCCCCUCCUGGUGUCCCCCAGGUGAAAGCUGUUAGUUCUGCCCUUCCCUGACUACAUUUAGUCCUGAAUAUGAAACCUUGGGUUCUCCAGUUUGUUAAACGGUGAUCCGAUUGCCUGCAAAGCUCAAGGUCCCCUGGCCUUACUUGCACUGUGACCCGACUGCUGUGAAUAGCAUAGACUUCCUCCUCAGUAACACCAGGACCAUGUGUCCAGCUGAACAUUUCCCCCACAUUUAUCUGGUCACCCUGAAGCAAGCCUGCAGCUGCUCAGUUAGAAACAGUAGAAGGCUGGGAAAGUCCCUGACUGAAGCUUGGUCAGCCCUACAAAGCUUUGCCAGCACAUUUCUGUUAGCUGGGGAGAUGGAAAGAUCACACCUCCUGCCAACACAGCUCUGCUGUCAAAAACCCUGGGGUAGGUGCAGAUCUGCCCACACAAGAGGCAGCUGCCUGUUAGUGUGUGUUAUUUGGGGCAGAUGCUCUAUAAGGUGGACAUCCUGUACAAGUUAUUUGUCCCUCUUCCUCUCGCUGGGCUGCUUAUCUCAUUCUCUCAGCUUGUCCUACAGCUUCAACUGAAACCAGCUCUGUUUAGUGUCAAGUUUGCUGUAACAUCUCCCUGUGGUGGCUAACAGGCUCUUUUAGAGUCACUCUGUGGUGGUCACUUGUAACUCUAGAGUGAUCAUUAGCCACUUCAAACCCUUACUCCUCAGGGUUUUUGUCUCUCUUCACAUGAAUACAAACAUCUAACACAGCCCCAUACUAUUCUCUUUGGUUAGAGUGCCCAGGUGCUGGCUGCUGAUCUCAGCCUUCAGUUGUCAGUACUGAAAGAUGCCCCACCCCAAGCCAGCUCCUCCACUGCUCCUCUAGCCUGGAGGACAGGCAAGAGGCCGUGAGAGCUGUCAGUGCAAUACGAGAUCCCCGCAGUUGGCUGAAGCCACUGGAAGAGCAAUUGAGUAGCAUUAGUGACCCACUGCCCAUGGAUGGGGAGAGUGCAUUCUCUCUGGGGUGGGCAGCAGGCGAUCACCAAUUAGCAAACAAUGGACUCCAACAUUGUGAAACUGUGGCACUCUCCGUGAAGGAAGGCCCAGUGCCCCCUAGCAGCAUGUUCCCCACAGGCCCCAGAUGUGGCUGUUUGUUAGUCUGGUGCUAAUACCACCAAGGUUACAGGUUUGAUCAAUGGUUGGACUAAAUGAUCUCUUCAUAUGGUCCCAUCCAGCCAUACUUACCCACAACCUAUACCUGGGUAUAUGCAGAACCCACCAACCUGCUUUGUCUCUCCUACUUUUACCUCAUGCAUGCAGCAUCCCUGUUAUCUCUGAGCUAGUCUAUGCAGGCAGUGGCCUGCUCCAGACCAUUAGACUUCCAAUCCCUCCUGCCACCCAGAUGGGGUCAGAAGUCCAUCAGUGGAGAUGAUUCUGACUCUGGUUGUGGGCACUGGAAACCACAAGAAUAAGAGCUGGGGGGAGAGGGAGACCUACUGGAUCACUUGCAAAGGAAAGCAAGCCUGUAGGUGUUUUCACUACUACUGCUUUCUGCCUGGAAGUUGUAAAUGCCCAAGUCAUUGUCUGUGCUGCUCUCUGAGAUCAGCAGCUGGUUCUCUGGAAGCUGGUUAGGAAAGAAUCAGCUUUGCAUCCAAAGAGGGGCCCAUUUGCCCUUCUGUUAAUGCAGCCUGUCUGAAGAUUGACAUGUAGAGAAGGGGAAUGGGAUGGGCUCAGAAGUACUAGUCAAAAGGAUUGCCAGGUUCUGUCAUCCCUCAGCCAUAUACUACUUCAUGCUACUUGUCCCCAUGUUCAUUUGCUCUCCUUGGCACUGCUGUCCCUUCCCCCAGAAGCAUUGGUGCAUAGUGCUGUGGCUGAAGGGACUGGUGUGUAUCUAGUUCUUGUGUCUGAAUGGAGAUGAACUCUUCAGGAGCCAUUUCUCCAGGCCAAGAGCUGUUAGACUCUAUCUGCAGCUUCUCUCAGGAGUGACCAAGGCUCUGUACUGGAGCUGGCUGGCUCUCCCUCCCUGUGGAGAGGUGCUGGGAUGAGUUUUGAGCCAAGAUUUCACCCCAGACAGCUCCUGUUGUCCUCACAAGCAGGUCUGAUUUAUUUCCUAUGGGGAGGUUAUAUAUCAUACAGCUUACCCAGGGCCCAGAAAUCAACAGGACAAAGGCUGCACCCUUCAGCUUCCUAUCUGCUCCCCUACAGGGAAGUCCUUAAGGCUGCUCCCAUGCUGUAACAGUUGCCAUAGAGGCCCACACGCAUUAGAGAGCAUGGGUUGGUUUUAAAUUUUGUGACUGGGAUCAAAUAUUGCUGUUUGUGUGUGUUGAAGUAAGAGUUGGGUCCCCCAUGCAGCAGAUAAGACUGUUCCACCUAGUAUAUGUAACAGAGAAAGGGCUUCUGUCUGCACAAGUGACUGGAUGGGAGUUAAAUAACUUCUGCUAUUUGGUGUGGUCUUCAUGUUCAGACCCUCUUUCUCUAGGUAUCUAGAGGACUGGCUGCCUCCUGCUGAUAGUCAUGGUACAUGUGGUGAACACAGGGCUCACAGCUGCUAAGUCCCCUCUGCUCCACAGCAUCCACUUUGUGAAAAGGUGGGCACUGGAGAGCAGCUUAGGGCUUCCCAAGCACGGGCAGUGAGUGGAAGAGCUUCUUUCCCACUUCUGCCUUGAAGUUCAGCCUGCAGCAGGAUGCAUAUAGCUUAGCUGCGUUUUCACUGCUUACCUUUAAAGCAGCCUGGCCACUGGCAGCAGUACUUGCUUACAGCCAGGCACCCAAGGAGCACUUACUUACACAGCAGAGGAAGGCUCUGGUUUAGCUGGGAGCACCAGGCCUGGGAGGGAAAGCAGCUUCUGGUCACUUCCUCUGACCAGUGUCAGCUGUAGCAGAGCUCUUAAUUUGGAAAAAACAAUUUUUUUUUAAAUGUGCACUGGUGGUUAGUAGGGCUGUGCGAAGCUUCGGUAGCCGAUUCAGUUCAGAGGAGAUUCAGCUUGAUUCGGGGAGCAAAUCUCCAAAUCAGGAGACCAAUUAAAAGCUCCAAAUUGAUUUGAAGCAUCCAAAUCAAUUUGGAAAAAGAUUUGGCUGCUUUGGAGAUUUGGCCAUAAACUAAACAGGCAGCUGACACAGCUGGUAAGUCUGUUAGGGUUGGGGGAGGGGGAAAGAGGGAUUGGGGCUGGGACAAGCUGCCUAGUCAGGGAAGGGGGUGCGGUAUGCGGGUGCAGCAGCACUCAGAGCAGGGGCUAUGCCAUACUGCCACUUGCCUAGCUUGAGGGGAGAGGAGGAGGGUGGAAACAGGGUGGGCAGGACGUGGGCGCAGCUCGCGGCAGGGGGCAAGUGGCAGCAGGGCAUAGCCCCCACUCCCAACGCUGCUGUGCCCACAUCCUGUGCUGCUCUGUGCCGGGUGGUAAGUAGCAGCAGGGCCUGCCUUCCAUGCUGGCUGGCAAGCGAUGACAGUGCAGAGUCCCUGGUCCCAGUACUGAUGCGUGUGCGGCAGCGCUGGGAGCAGGGACUCUGCCUUGCUGCCACUUGCUCAGCUGGCAUGGAGGCCAUGAUGCAGGCGCAGCUCGCUCUGGGUGGAAGGGGGAGAAUGGCAGCAGAGCAUAGUCUCCACUGCUGUGUCCGCAUCAGCACUAUACCCUGCUGCUGGUUGCCAGCUGGCAUGGGUGGGCACGGCAGCACUGUGAGUGGGGGCACCCGCAGUGAGCUGUGCAUCACACCCCCCCUCCCCCUCCCCCUCCCCCUCAGCUGAGCAAGUUGCAGCGGGGCAGAGGCCCUGCUCCCAGUGCUGCCACACCUCCACCUCCCCAAGUAAUGUGCCCCCCCCACUGGCUGGGCUUGUCCCAGCCCCAAUCCCUCCCUCCCCCAACCCCAGACUUACCAGCUGGAGGCAGCUGUGUCAGCAGCCUGUUUAGUUUAUGGCUGAAUCUCCAAAGCAGCACCAAAUUUUUCAGAUCUGAUUUGGUCAAAUUGAAUCAGGACAGUGAUUCGAAUCUCCAAAUGGAAUCACUGUCCUCUGAAUUAGCCAAAUCUGAAGUGAACACUUGCCGCUUUGCACGGGUCUGGUGGUUAGAUAUUGUGAAUGCUGAACACCUACUGACUGCAAUGGGAGCCGAAUAGAGAUCUAUACAAACAGCAGGACCUUGGCCCGAGUUGUUCCUUCAUAAGGGCUGGGGUGCUCCAAGUUAGGAAUAUUCAUUAUUUAAAAUCAGCCUUAUCUCUGUAGGUGUCUAGUUUGGAGAAUCCCAGCCUUUUGAAGGAACUCAGUCAGGCCAAGCUUCUUCUGUAGGGGCUGCUUUUAAUGUAGAUUGUCUUGGCAUUUGCCUUCAAUUGCAGCGUAGACCCAUGUUCCUGUUGCGGGUGUAACAGUCAGGGCAUGGGGAGUGCCUCGACUAGAAAAAUCACCUCAGCUCAUUCCAGGAAGGUUAGAGGGUCUCUGCCUUCUUCAGAGACUGAUUGGAGACAAAAAUGUUCCAGGGGAGCAGCAACACUGCCCACAGCAAACACUUCCACUACCUUGAGUAGUGCCCCUAUGUUAGACAGAACAUCACUCUUCACACCUGUGAGCCCAUGCAUUUCCUCUCUCCUGAAAUUGUCAUAUACAGAUUUGUUCCUGAGCCUCACCCUGUAACCCUAGUUUAGCUGGUUUAAUGCUGCACUCUACACCUAGACAACAGCACUGGAACUUGUGAGUGAUUUUGCAUUUGUAGCAAUAUAUUUAGCUUUAUGGAGCUAAUCAGGCACCUUUCAGUGAAUCUCAGCUCUGCAGGGUUAUAGAUUAGUGGUUAUCAGCUUUCCUAGACCACUAGUACUUGUGACAAGGAAUAAGAUUCUCUUAGCCCAUUUGAUUGCACCACCUAGGAGCAAAUAUCUUAGGCUGUUAUUUGUGAACCAGGUUCCCUCACCCCAUUGUGUAACUGAGACCAUUAAUAAAGACAGUAAAGAAACCA